Molecule: messenger RNA, 1176 nt
Organism: Macrobrachium nipponense
Lineage: Eukaryota; Metazoa; Arthropoda; Malacostraca; Decapoda; Palaemonidae
Product: tigger transposable element-derived protein 1-like
Exons: 3
Coding region: 1-1176 (391 amino acids)
Cellular component (GO): nucleus
Molecular function (GO): DNA binding
Source: RefSeq, a predicted model, not a curated record
AUGUCACCCGCUACCCACCCACUUCUCAUCCUCACCCCUUCCUAUCAGAGCUGUACUUGGCCUUCAAGGGCAUCGGGAGUCAUUCUUCUCAGCUACUUCGAAAACUGUGGAUUAGACACAGCUUAUUUUAACAUGUCACAACCCCUUCCAACCCCUUCUCACACUCCCCCCCUCUUCCCAUCAAUGCUGAACUUGGAUUUGGAGGUCAUCGUGACUGUCACUAUUAAUCUCAAGAGAUACGGCCUCAAAAGCGUGCCUCUCAAAAGCGUGCCUUUGUGUGGUGAGGCUGCCUCUGCCGACACCGAUGCUGCUCGUCGUUACGUGGAGGAUGAGUUUCCUAAGCUCAUCAGUGAUGGCGGCUACCUCCCUGAGAAAGUUUUUAACAUGGACAAGACCGGCCCCUUUUGGAAGAGGAUGCCUUCUCGUACAUUCCUCUUCAAGGAUGAAGUGAAGAGGCCAGGCUUCAAGGCCCACAAGGACCGUGUCACUCUUAUCAUGUGUGGCAAUGCUGCAGGCUUUAUGCUUAAGCCAGGCCUCAUUUAUAGGGACAAAAAUGCAGUGGCCUUAAAGAACAAAAAUAAGGCUCUGCUCCCUAUGUAUUGGAUGCAUAACUCUAAGACCUGGAUAACGAAAGCCCUGACCCUCGCAUUGUCCCUCCAUUUCUCCAUUCCCCAGGUGAAGCUGUAUCUGGGUCAGAGGGGCCUCCCUUUUAAGGUCCUUCUCUCGAUGGACUGUGCAGGAGGCCAUGCAACAGACCUGCAAUAUGAUAGGAUUCAAAUUGAGUGUCCGCCUCCUAACACCAUAUCUCUAAUUCAGCCAAUGGAUCAAGGUUUCAUUAGUGCCUUUAAGGCACUCUACACUCGUUCCACAAUGGAGGGCCUCAUCGCAGCAGUUGACGACGACAACGGCUUUACCUUGAAAAAGCACUGGUGCUUCACUCCUGACGAAGUUCAUCACUCGGCAGUGGAGAAGGCGGUGAGGCUGGCUCGCAUCAUCAGGGAUGAAGGAUUCAUCAACAUGACAGAAGAAGACAUCAACAGCCUUAUUGAUGCCCACUCGGACCCACUGACAGAUGAAGACCUUGAGAUGACGAAGUCUGCAAGUGAAGUAGAAAGCAAAGAAGAGCAAGGCGAAGAAAUUGGAGAGCGUGGCCUUACCCUGGAGAACCUGCAAUAA